AUGGGUGUGGCAACAAACAAUCACGAUAUGGAGGAGGGAACGCUUGAGAUCGGCAUGGAGUAUAGAACUGUUUCCGGAGUUGCUGGACCUCUUGUUAUACUUGAAAAAGUGAAGGGACCCAAAUAUCAAGAGAUUGUUAAUAUUCGUUUGGGCGAUGGAUCAACCCGACGUGGUCAAGUCUUGGAAGUUGAUGGGGAGAAAGCUGUUGUUCAGGUUUUUGAAGGAACCUCUGGGAUUGACAACAAGUUUACAACUGUGCAAUUUACUGGAGAGGUUUUGAAAACUCCUGUCUCAUCAGACAUGCUUGGUCGCAUUUUUAAUGGUUCUGGGAAGCCUAUUGAUAAUGGCCCUCCCAUUUUGCCUGAGGCUUAUUUGGAUAUAUCUGGGAGUUCUAUCAACCCUAGUGAGAGAACCUAUCCUGAGGAGAUGAUUCAGACAGGGAUUUCUACAAUUGAUGUCAUGAAUUCUAUUGCCAGAGGACAGAAGAUCCCUCUGUUUUCUGCUGCUGGUCUUCCCCAUAAUGAAAUAGCUGCUCAAAUAUGUCGCCAAGCAGGGUUGGUCAAGCGACUGGAGAAGUCUGAAAAUCUUCUUGAGGGUGGGGAGGAGGACAAUUUCGCCAUUGUAUUUGCAGCUAUGGGUGUAAACAUGGAGACUGCACAGUUUUUCAAACGUGACUUUGAAGAAAAUGGGUCAAUGGAAAGAGUGACCCUCUUUCUGAACUUGGCAAAUGAUCCUACAAUUGAACGUAUUAUUACUCCUCGUAUUGCUCUUACAACUGCAGAAUAUUUGGCAUAUGACUGUGGGAAGCAUGUUCUUGUCAUAUUAACAGAUAUGAGUUCUUAUGCUGAUGCUCUUCGUGAGGUGUCUGCUGCGCGAGAAGAAGUGCCUGGAAGGCGUGGUUAUCCUGGGUAUAUGUACACUGAUUUGGCAACAAUAUAUGAGCGUGCUGGUCGUAUUGAAGGACGAACAGGCUCCAUCACCCAGAUUCCAAUUUUAACUAUGCCAAAUGAUGAUAUAACUCAUCCCACCCCUGAUCUUACGGGAUACAUCACAGAGGGACAGAUUUAUAUUGACAGGCAGCUAUACAAUAGACAGAUUUAUCCUCCAAUCAAUGUCCUCCCAUCUCUGUCUCGUCUCAUGAAGAGUGCCAUUGGUGAGGGGAUGACUCGCAAGGACCAUUCUGAUGUAUCCAACCAGCUGUAUGCAAACUAUGCUAUUGGAAAGGAUGUCCAAGCCAUGAAGGCUGUGGUUGGAGAAGAAGCUCUUUCUUCUGAAGAUCUGCUAUAUUUAGAGUUCUUGGACAAAUUUGAGAGGAAAUUCGUUUCCCAAGGAGCUUACGACACCCGCAACAUCUUCCAAUCACUCGAUUUGGCAUGGACUCUGCUCCGCAUCUUCCCCCGUGAACUACUCCACCGUAUACCUGCCAAGACUCUGGACCAGUUCUACAGCCGAGAUGCAGCCAAUUAA
Dovyalis caffra is the source of this 1467-nucleotide messenger RNA. Lineage: Eukaryota; Viridiplantae; Streptophyta; Magnoliopsida; Malpighiales; Salicaceae. The record is from the annotation of a GenBank genome assembly.